Trichosurus vulpecula (common brushtail) is the source of this 2752-nucleotide messenger RNA. It is a transcript of the gene BBS10, whose product is annotated as Bardet-Biedl syndrome 10. The record is from RefSeq and is a predicted model, not a curated record. Gene Ontology annotation, biological process: chaperone-mediated protein complex assembly. Gene Ontology annotation, molecular function: ATP binding; ATP-dependent protein folding chaperone. NCBI's taxonomy places the organism in Eukaryota, Metazoa, Chordata, Mammalia, Diprotodontia, Phalangeridae. The coding region runs from base 61 to 2235 and encodes 724 amino acids. The transcript has 2 exons.
CACGGGGUAGCUUCCGGUUCGCCUCUGAAGGGAGAGGGCGGGUCCUCGGCGGAAACAUCUAUGACGAUGGCGACAACCAUGGAGGCUGGCGGGGUCGGCGCCGCGCUGCAGGCGGCCGAGGUCCUGGAGAGCAUCGUGAGCAGCUGCUUGGGGCCCGAGGGGCGGCAGGUGCUGUGCACGAAGCCCACGGGCGACGUGUUGUUCAGCCGCGAUGGGGGCCGCCUCCUGGAGGCGCUGAACGUAGGGCAUCCCGUGGCCAGGAUGAUACUGACUUGUGUUUCCGUGAAUCAGAAUGUGACUGGAGAUGGUGCUAAAACAUUCAUUAUUCUUCUUUGUGAUUUACUCCGAGGACUUAAGGCAGUCGCUGAUAAAGAAAGGGGUUCUUUUGGGGGAAGUAUUCAAAGCCAAGAAAGACACUGGAAAAAUUGUUGCCAGUGGAAAUAUAUUUCUCAAGCUAUUUUGACAUUUCAGGCACACGUUUUAGACUAUAUUAUGGCUCAGCAUUUAAGUAAACACUUUUUGUCUAUCUUUUCUUUUUCUGGGGAAGAGAAAAAGUUUUGUAGGAGCUCACUAGAAUCACUAUUAGAUGCAUAUUUUUGUGGAAGAGUGGGAAGAAAUAAUCAGAAAUUUAUUUCCCAGUUAACUUGUGAUUAUUUUUAUAAAUGUUUGAGCCAUGAAGAUUGUAAGGAUGAAAUGAUUGAUUUAGUAGAUGAAUAUUUUUUGGAAUUGUGCACUGCAGUCACAGGACUUCCAGUUUCAAGUUCAAGGAUCAUAUCAGGGUUUGUUAUUCAUAGAGAUUUUUCUGUUUACUGCCCAGCAGAUGGCGAUAUGAAAAUAAUCAUUGUAACUGAACCCAUUCAGCCUGCACUUUCCACUUCUGGUUCUGAGCUUGUUGUAAAGUCAGAAGCACGAUUUCAGGCAUCUCAUGUUUGGAUUACAGAAAGGACAAAAACCAUAAUGAAAGAUUUGCAAAGUAAGGGUAUAAAAUUGCUUUUGUCUAGUGUGAAGCAACAGGAUGCAGUUAUUUAUUAUGCAAAACUGAAUGGCAUAUCAGUGGUAGAGUGUAUACCAUCAGAAGAAAUUUCUUUCCUUUGUAGUAUCAUUGCUCUGUCACCUUUUAUGCCAUCAUGGGCCACUUCACAGUGUCACAUCUCUGAGGCUGCGUUAGUGAAAUUUUGUCAGCCCAUUUUGCUUAAUUCCAAAAGGAAUGUUCAUCUUGGCUUACUUAGCACACACUCUUUUAUACCCCACUGUUUAGUUCUUUGCGGACCAGUCCAAGGCAUUACUGACCAACAUAUUCAUGCUUUCCAUGGAGCAUUUAAAGUACUUCGACAAGUCUUUAAGGGACUUUAUCUCAGUUACAAGGCACAAGGAAACAACCAGAGUGAGACCUCAAAUUCUGUUACUUCGAAAGAUAAUAAACAAAGUCACCAUUUGACAGAAGUUUAUAGAGCUUUGUUUGAAAGACAGUGUCUGGACUCAGUUUUAAAGAGAGAAGAUAAUCCGUCUAGAACGCAAUCUGUUUUAAGAGACACUCCAGAUUUGAUACUGUCAAGUAUAGAAUCCGAGAAUAGUAUUCCAAGUACAACUCUAACACACACACACAAAAUGAAGGGAGACUUUGAAUCCCUGAUACGUACUUAUCCCAACAAAAUUGGGAUGAUUAAUGCCAAGGAACCGCUUCUAGCUGUCAGGUAUGGUUGUAAUGGAGAUUCUUUGAUAGAAAUUUCUGAUAAACAUUUAAGUGUCAUUGAAGGGACUUGCAAAAUGAGCAGUGCAACCAUAGGUGUGACCUCAAAGGAGGUAUUUCAGGACACUUCGAAAAGUUACUGUACCUCCUUUAUACAGGCUGGUUCUGUUUUACCAGUAGGUGGUCACUUUGAGAUCCUAUUACACUAUUAUCUUCUUGAUUAUUCCAGACAGUGCCAACAGCCAGAAGUAAGUGUGAUUAGUUCAUUAAUAGCUAAUGCGCUGCUGAGUGUUCCAAAAACCCUUUAUAAGGCUAAGAGAGGAAAUAAAAGCUUUUGUCAUGUGUACUUAAGAACUAUGCUUGCUCUACAAUCUAAGCAGUGGAUGGCAGGGAGUCAAACAGGCCUUGAAUCAGUAGCUUGUAAAUACCAAUUACUGACAUCAGUGCUUCACUGCUUGACAAAACUCUUAACUAUUGACUUAGUAAUCAAGAUUAGUAAACAGCCACAAAAGACUGGUGAUGACGAGACAGAAGAGGAUGUGUGAAAGCAAUUUUGUUCUCAGUGGUUUUUUUUUAAUCUGGCUCAGUUUAUAAACGACAGGUGGAGAGCUGUCCCUCAGCCUAAUUCUUUUAGGUUCUCCAAGAUGAAACCAUGAGGUUAUUAGUCAUUUUGGUGCCUAGAAUGGUGAAAGAUGCUACAUGGUUUUAAAGCCUUUCAUAUUAGUAUGGUCCCAAACUAAGGGUACUGGUCCAUGGGAACUAUAUUUGUUUCUUUUUCUCCAUGUUCUUGUUGGUGUGACUAUGUCAGAGAGAAAAGGGUGGUAAGAGGUUUUCUAUCUCUUUUUCCCCCCAUUUCUCUCUUUUCUGUUCCCUGUUUUUGUACAUUAACUGUCCAUAAUGCAGAUUAGAAGAAAUAUUUAUAUUUGUUUUACUAAUUAACUAGCAAACUGUAAAAUUCCAGACAUAGCAGGGUUUUUUUUUUAAUACCCUGGACUUGAUUAUAGUAGUUUCCACUACUAUAUUUGUUCCAUAGCCAUAUUAAUAAAAAUUUAUUUCUCAUAA